AUGAGCUUAGCUUCAGUCAUCCUCCACCACGGAGUUCUCUCUCCGGCGAAAUCGGAUCGAAUCUUUCCGGUGAUUCCGCCGCAUCUCCGAGCUCGUGGAUGGACUAAGUCUCGUUUCUCUCUCCUCCCAAAUCCUUCUCCCGUUUCAGUUGUGACAAUAACUUUUAUGUGUGGCAUGUUUGUUAGUACAGAGAAGGAGAAGAGAGAUCUUUUACCACACAAAGAUGAAGGCCUGAGAGAUACUCCCCAAGAAGAGACAAACAAAACUUCCUUCAACACUGUUGCCUUGUGUGUAAGCGCUGCUGUGGCAUUUGGAAUCGGGAUAGGUUUGAAGGAUGGUGUUGGCAAGGCAUCAGAGUUUUUUGCAGGCUAUUUAUUGGAGCAAAGUUUGUCAGUGGACAACUUGUUUGUUUUUGUUCUCGUCUUCAAGUACUUCAAAACACCACUUAUGUAUCAGAAUCGGGUACUUACAUAUGGUGUAGUUGGUGCAAUUCUCUUUCGCUUCUCCCUCAUAUUACUAGGAACAGCCACUCUUCAGAGGUUUGAAGCAGUGAAUCUACUGCUUGCUGCAGUACUCUUAUAUUCGUCUUUCAAGUUAUUUUCAAGUGAAGAAGAUGAUACAGAUCUAUCUGACAACUUCAUUGUAAAGACAUGCCAGAGAUUUAUACCUGUCACAUCAAGUUACGAUGGAAAUAGGUUUUUCACAAAGCAUGAUGGCAUUUUAAAAGCCACACCGUUGCUACUCACAGUAGCAGUGAUCGAGCUCAGUGACAUAGCCUUUGCUGUUGACUCAAUACCAGCUGUUUUUGGGGUCACAAGGGAUCCUUUUAUAGUCUUGACCUCUAAUCUGUUUGCAAUCAUAGGACUGAGGUCUCUCUAUACCCUGAUUUCUGAAGGAAUGGGCGAGCUGGAAUACUUGCAGCCUUCAAUAGCAGUUGUUCUUGGCUUCAUCGGAUUCAAGAUGAUCCUCGAGUUCUUUGGCUUUCAUGUAUCAACCGAGGCAUCACUUGGUAUUGUGGCACUUUCUCUCAGCACCGGAGUUUUGUUGAGCCUAACAAACAAAUCCGACGACAACUAA
This is a messenger RNA of Eruca vesicaria subsp. sativa (arugula), 1077 nucleotides long. The record is from the annotation of a GenBank genome assembly. NCBI's taxonomy places the organism in Eukaryota, Viridiplantae, Streptophyta, Magnoliopsida, Brassicales, Brassicaceae.